Molecule: messenger RNA, 1341 nt
Organism: Naumovozyma dairenensis CBS 421
Lineage: Eukaryota; Fungi; Ascomycota; Saccharomycetes; Saccharomycetales; Saccharomycetaceae
Product: tubulin alpha chain
Exons: 2
Coding region: 1-1341 (446 amino acids)
Biological process (GO): nuclear migration by microtubule mediated pushing forces; nuclear division; microtubule cytoskeleton organization
Cellular component (GO): spindle; cytoplasm; nucleus
Molecular function (GO): structural constituent of cytoskeleton; GTP binding
Source: RefSeq, a predicted model, not a curated record
AUGAGAGAAGUUAUCAGUAUCAAUGUCGGGCAAGCUGGGUGCCAAAUCGGUAAUGCCUGUUGGGAAUUAUAUUCCUUAGAACAUGGUAUUAGACCAGACGGUUAUUUACAAGAGGGGUUAACAAGACCAAAGGGUGGUGAAGAAGGGUUUUCCACUUUCUUUUAUGAAACUGGUGCUGGGAAAUACGUUCCUCGUGCUAUUUACGUCGAUUUAGAACCAAAUGUCAUUGAUGAGGUUCGUACAGGUAAAUAUAAAGAUUUAUUCCAUCCAGAACAACUGAUUAGCGGUAAAGAAGAUGCAGCAAAUAAUUAUGCUCGUGGUCAUUACACUGUAGGAAGAGAAAUAUUAGACGAUGUCUUGGAUAGAAUUAGAAAAAUGGCUGAUCAAAGUGAUGGAUUACAAGGGUUCUUAUUCACUCAUUCACUUGGUGGUGGUACCGGGUCUGGUUUAGGUUCUCUUCUAUUAGAACAGUUAUCUGCCGAUUAUGGUAAGAAAUCUAAAUUGGAAUUUGCCGUGUAUCCAGCUCCACAAGUUUCUACUUCUGUCGUAGAACCAUAUAAUACUGUCUUAACCACACAUACUACUUUGGAACAUGCUGAUUGUACAUUUAUGGUUGAUAACGAAGCCAUCUACGAUAUGUGUAAGAAGAAUUUGGGUAUUGCUAGACCAAGUUUCUCUAAUUUAAAUAAUUUGAUUGCUCAAGCUGUUUCAUCAGUUACUGCAUCAUUAAGAUUUGAUGGUUCUUUAAACGUGGAUUUGAAUGAAUUCCAGACUAAUUUAGUUCCAUACCCAAGAAUUCAUUUCCCAUUGAUUUCAUAUGCACCAAUUCUAUCCAAAGAUAAAGCUUAUCAUGAAUCUAAUUCUGUGGCAGAAAUUACAAACGCUUGUUUCGAACCAGGUAACCAAAUGGUGAAAUGUGAUCCAACUACGGGGAAAUAUAUGGCCACAUGUUUAUUAUAUAGAGGUGAUGUUGUUACAAGAGAUGUUCAAGCUGCUGUUGCUCAAGUUAAAAACAAAAAGACUGUACAAAUGGUCGAUUGGUGUCCAACUGGGUUCAAGAUUGGUAUUUGUUACGAACCUCCAACCGCCACUCCAGAUUCACAAGCUGCUGCUGUUGAUAGAGCUGUUUGUAUGCUAUCUAAUACAACUGCCAUCGCUGAAGCAUGGAAUAGAAUUGACAAGAAGUUCGAUUUAAUGUACGCUAAGCGUGCAUUCGUUCAUUGGUAUGUUGGUGAAGGUAUGGAAGAAGGUGAGUUCACCGAGGCAAGAGAAGAUUUGGCUGCUUUGGAAAGAGAUUACAUUGAAGUCGGUGCUGACUCUUAUGCUGAUGAAGAAUUUUAA